UGCAGUUUCGAGGUACUGGGACGGGACGGGAGAGCACUAGAGCAGGGUGGAACGGUUGCUGUGGCGGCGGGCUGGCGGCAUUUUAUUGAGGAGAGUCAACAUACGAAGAGAAAAGCGAAGCGACGGUGACAAGGCGAGAACAGAAAAAUGGCGCUGGGUUCACGGAAAUGGGGUUAUGUGCGGAUCAUCAGUGGAACGAUUCUUGGUGGUGUUCUCGGCUUCUAUGUCAUGCACCGCAUGGAGCUCAGCUACAAGGAGAAAAUGAACGAGAGAUUGAAGAAAUACGAGGAGGAGCUCGUAAGGAAAGAAGAGCUGAAGAAGCUCGAUGAGUCUCUCUCUGAGUAGCCAUGUUGCAUUUUUCAAUCUUUUGGUUGGGACAACAGAUCACCAAGCACACAAGUGAUCCUGCAAAGAAGCAAAGCUAAAGACACCUUCUCCAUCGGCAAUGUGGUUCAAGUUUUAGGUUAGUUUCUAUUAGUAUCUCCUUAAAUUUCAGUGUUUUUCUUGAGAGAGUUCUGUUGUUUAUCAGUUCGAUCGUGUAGGGCGGAAUGUGAUAUGAAUUGUUGACUUGGGUUCCUUAACUCAGAGCUGAGUGAUAAUUGUUUCUGGUGUUUUGGUAUACUCUUUUUGGAAUCGCUUGUUUUUGUAAUCAGCGGCUGUAUUGUUGUGGCUUUUGAAGCCUGAUUAGUAGAGGGCACUCUUCUUAGAUUCAUUGACACAUUUUCGUGGGGAGGGCGAUUUCGCUACUCAUUUGGUUGAUAGGUAGUUGCUUAGAAACUUAGGAGUGAGCUAUUAAUAAGUCAGCUAACUAUAAUUUUGAUGUUGG
Molecule: messenger RNA, 826 nt
Organism: Linum tenue
Lineage: Eukaryota; Viridiplantae; Streptophyta; Magnoliopsida; Malpighiales; Linaceae
Source: the annotation of a GenBank genome assembly